Messenger RNA from Paraglomus occultum, 1213 nucleotides. The record is from the annotation of a GenBank genome assembly. NCBI's taxonomy places the organism in Eukaryota, Fungi, Glomeromycota, Glomeromycetes, Paraglomerales, Paraglomeraceae.
UGAUGAAGCACGUUUAGCAGAAACGUACGUGCAGCUAACAAAAUGUCUGUUUUAUAUCAUCGCAUAUUGUGAAUCUUGCGUAUUACAUAGUAUAUUCUGUGCUUCAUCUGGACCAGGUCACUUUAUGGCUGAGCAAUGGAACCCGCUUGGUAUUGUGGGCGUAAUAACUGCUUUCAACUUUCCGGUAGCCGUCUACGGCUGGAACUCAGCUAUUUCGCUCGUUUGCGGCAAUCCAGUAAUAUGGAAAGGCUCACCGACUACCAAUCUUACAUCUGUUGCCGUGACUAAACUACUUUCUAGUGUUCUCUCCCGCAACUCCCUCCCUGGUUCCAUCUGCUCCCUCGUUUGCGGAGGUGCUGAUGUCGGUGAGGCUAUCGCUGAAGAUAGUCGUGUCAAUCUUGUUAGCUUUACUGGAAGUACUGCAAUUGGGCGGCGCGUUGGGCAGAUUGUGCAGAAAAGAUUUGGAAAAUGCUUGUUGGAGUUGGGGGGUAAUAAUGCCAUUAUCGUAAUGGAUGAUGCGGAUCAAGUAUUAGCUUUGAGAAGCGUACUUUUCGCUGCUGUUGGUACCGCUGGCCAGAGGUGUACUACUACUAGAAGACUGUUCUUACACGAAGCGAUUUAUGACGAAUUUCUUGAGAAACUGGUUAAGGCGUAUACUCAGGUCAAGAUAGGUAAUCCGCUUGAGGCAGGAGUUUUAUGCGGACCCUUACAUACAAAGGCUGCUGUGAAUGCUUAUAGGGAUGGAAUAAAAGAUGUCCUGGACCAGAAUGGAGAAGUUCUCUUUGGUGGGCGGGUUUUAGACGAUUUAAAAGGCAAUUAUGUUGUACCCACUUUGACGCGUAUUUCUCAUGAUGCGCCGGUCGUGCAGAAUGAGAUAUUUGUGCCCAUUCUGCAUGUAUUCAAAUUUAAGGAACUCGGUGAUGCUAUUGCCAUGAAUAACUCGGUCAAGCAAGGCUUGAGUAGUAGCUUAUUUACGACUAAACCAGAACAUAUAUUCAAGUGGAUCGGUCCAGCGGGCGCCGAUUCUGGCAUAGUCAACGUAAACGUCCCAACCAAUGGCGCCGAAAUAGGUGGUGCCUUUGGAGGAGAAAAAGAAACAGGUGGAGGUCGUGAGGCUGGUUCGGAUAGUUGGAAACAGUAUAUGAGACGAGCUACUUGUACUAUAAACUAUUCUGGAAUCUUGCCAUUGGCUCAAGGAAUUAAGUUUGAAUAA